CCCUUCUUAUUCUUUUCUUCCUUCACCAUGAGCGCUUCUAAGCCCGAACAAUCCUCCAAAAAACCAAGACCAAAGACAUUGGUCACUCACUUGGUAGCUGGUGGUGCUGCCGGUCUUAUUGAGGCUUGCAGUUGCCAUCCUUUGGAUACCAUCAAAGUCAGAAUGCAACUUUCAAAGUCGGGAGCUCGAAACGCUGCUGGAAAGCGACUGGGAUUCAUCGGUGUAGGAGCAAAGAUCGUACGAAAUGAAUCAUUUUUUGCCCUGUACAAAGGUCUCGGAGCUGUUGUCACUGGUAUUGUCCCCAAGAUGGCUAUUCGAUUCAGUUCGUUUGAAUACUACAAGUCAUUGUUGGCUGAUAGCAAUGGCAAGGUCAGCACCAGCUCUACCUUCUUUGCUGGUUUGAGUGCUGGUGUUACUGAAGCUGUGUUGGUCGUCACACCCAUGGAUGUGAUCAAAAUUCGUCUGCAAGCUCAGAAGCACUCCAUGACCGACCCUAUGGAUAUUCCAAAAUACAGAAACGCAUUCCACUGUGCAUAUGAGAUCGUCAAGCACGAAGGGUUUGGAGCUUUGUAUAAGGGUGUUGCCUUGACUGCUCUCAGACAAUCCACGAAUCAAGCUGUCAAUUUCACAGUGUAUCAAGAGAUGAAGAAAUAUGCUAUCAAAGCCCAACAAGUCGACGAACUGCCUUCAUAUCAACAUCUCAUUUUGGGUGGUGUGUCUGGUGCUAUGGGUCCCAUGUCCAAUGCCCCUAUUGAUACCAUUAAGACUCGUAUCCAAAAAAGCAACGCCAGCGGCUCUGGCUGGCAACGAUUCCAGACCGUCACCUCCGAAAUCAUCCAGAAAGAAGGUUACACUGCAUUCUACAAAGGCCUUACCCCACGACUUAUGCGUGUCGCUCCCGGUCAGGCUGUAACAUUUAUGGUUUACGAAAAAGUUAGAGGCUGGAUUGAUUUAUUCAAUGACAAGUGGGACGACGGUGAAGUGGUUGUUGCUGGCGUUAAGCUUGCCGACAGAUAACCUCCCAUACCACUCUCCCAUCCCAUCGCUGCCCGUUAACCUUUCACUUAUGCAAACAGCAUUGUACUAUAGUAUACAAAUUCAAUGUACCUCUAUCUCA
Molecule: messenger RNA, 1117 nt
Organism: Umbelopsis ramanniana AG
Lineage: Eukaryota; Fungi; Mucoromycota; Umbelopsidomycetes; Umbelopsidales; Umbelopsidaceae
Exons: 4
Coding region: 28-1017 (329 amino acids)
Biological process (GO): transmembrane transport; succinate transport; fumarate transport
Source: RefSeq, a predicted model, not a curated record